This is a messenger RNA of Physella acuta, 5223 nucleotides long. Its product is annotated as serine/threonine-protein kinase ULK4. The record is from RefSeq and is a predicted model, not a curated record. Gene Ontology annotation, biological process: protein phosphorylation. Gene Ontology annotation, molecular function: protein kinase activity; ATP binding. NCBI's taxonomy places the organism in Eukaryota, Metazoa, Mollusca, Gastropoda, Physidae.
UUUAGUGAUUUAGUUCUAGUCUCUAGAUCUAGAUUCUAUACUAGAGUUAAAUUUAGCAUCUAGACUUGAAUGCGCUAUUCAAUCAUUUAUAAAUGCACUUUCACACAUAAUCGUAAAGAAAACAUGAAGGAAUAGAAUUUAAAGAGAUUUUGCACUGCUUCUCUACAAGGAACUGACAUGCCAAAUGAUACUGUGGUUCAAAGUUGAAACGACAGGUUUUGCGUUUUAUCUCUUUCUUCAGUGGAAGGCAGAUUAAUGCACUUUAUUUAAUAAGAAUGGAGAACUUUGUGUUGUAUGAAGAACUUGGGAAGGGAGAUCACUCAAUCAUAUAUAAAGGCAGACGAAAAGGAACUAUAAAUUUUGUUGCUAUUCAUUGUAUUGACAAAUGUAAAAGACCUGAGGUUACCAAUACUGUUCGCAUGACCCAUGAUAUUGAACAUGAAAACAUUGUAAAGUUCCAUGAAUGGUAUGAAACAAGCAAUCACCUGUGGCUGGUUGUGGAACUUUGCAAUGGUGGUAGCCUUGAAACUUUGAUUGCACAAGAUGGCUGCUUACCAGAAUCAACAGUGAGAUCCUUUGGUGUUCAGCUGGUGACAGGAUUACACUACAUUCACUCUUUAAAUGUUUUGUUUCAUGAUCUUCGUCCCAGCAAGAUAUUGCUAGACACAGCAGGUGUUUUAAAAUAUGCUGACUUUGGUCUGUCAAAAUGUGAAGGUGAAAAUCUGGAGGAAUUGUUUAUCAAGUUUGCUGAGGCCGGUGAACAAUGGAAUUCAUUGACCAUAGAGGAAAUGAUGAGAUAUAACAAGUGUUCAGGUUCUCUGGUGUACAUGGCCCCUGAACUCAUCCAAGGGGCACAACCUAAUGUGCUAAGUGAUCUUUGGUCCCUGGGCUGUGUGCUAUACCAAAUGUUUGCUGGUUAUCCUCCAUUUUAUGCUGAGUCUGAAGAGCACAUCAAAGACAGAGUUCUCAAUAAAGAUUUCUCGAUUCCAAAAGUUAAAGGAAUAAGAAUUUCUGCCAAACCUUCUCCUGAGUUUCUCAGUCUGUUACAAGGUUUAUUAAAAAAAGACCCAACACAGCGUAUGGGAUGGACAGAGCUGGUCAGUCACAGUUUCUGGCAGAAGGAGCUUGCAUCAUUUGCACAUGAGCUUUCUUCUGGUGCUUCAGUGGUCCGUUCUAGCACAGCCUCCGCCCUAGGUGUGUCCUCGGUGUUUGACCAUGGGGUCAGCUCGGUGUUAGGGCAGGUGAAGGGGCUGGACACCAGGCACAGUUUAGAGAGGCCGACACUUGACACAGUGGACAGUAGUAGACCAGCCACAGUGGUGGGCAUGAGUGAAUACCUGCGACCUAAGACUGCACCUGGGAUGGAAAGUGGGGGAAGUUUAUUUACACUAAGUGCUCGACCACACACAGCUGUUCCACCGGAUGAUAGAGUGACCUCCCCUUACAGGCCUGUCACAACAAGGGAAACAAUUGGCAGUACAACAGAUGGGGAAGCAACUCUGCAGGACACCAGCAGUGAACUUAAAAGAUUGAUAUUUCAUGACAGUGAUUUUGUUGUCACUCAGAUUGUUGAUAACCCAAAGAUACAAAAAAUAGUUCCAUGUAAAUUUGAUGUGAAGAUUCUCCCAGUGCCACCAUUUAGCGUUGAGAAGCUUGGUACAUUGUCAGAAAAAGAAAUAGAGAAGCAAGCCAAGGCUGUAAUUGAAAACAUCACCCAGACAGAGAAGGGCCCGCCAUCACAGAAAAGGAUUCACCUCCUCCACUACUUAAUAUGUGUGGCAUCCUGUAGGCAGCUCUCAACAGCAAUGGUACAACAUGGAUUGUUGGGGGCAAUAGCUAAACAGAUGAAAGAGUCUUCACAUGUAGAUAUACGGUUAAAAUUAGCAAGGGCCAUGGCUUUAGUUGCCCACUUCACGGAUCAUCUGGAUACAAGUGUCAAUAUUACAGAGUCCUUGACCACGUUGACUGAGUUGCUGAGAGAGAACCUGAAGAACACCAAGUUAAAACAAGGAUUACUCCCUGCACUUGGUGAACUCAUUGCACUGGUAUCUGCUCAGGAACAAAAGCAACAGGAGGCAGUAGAAUUGUGGACGGUGCCAUCUCUAGCUUACACCACAGUCAUCAGGGGAAUCAGGGAAGGGGAUGAACAAGUACUGAACCAUAUCUCAAGUAAAAUAAUUGAAACAGUUGUGUCUACUACUUCAUCUCAUGCACAGAAAUUUAUUACACAAGAUGUUUGUCAGUCAUUGUGGUAUCUCUUCAAACACUCAUCUCUAGAGGCAGUACGCAGUACAACAAUAUCUGCCCUCUGUCGGAUAACCUCCCAGAGCCCAUCCCUGUUCCAGUACCUGUUAGACUCUGGCGGCUUGACCCCAAUCAUGCAGGCACUGUCCAGUGGGGUGUCCAGAAUACAGCAGGCUGUCAUCACCAUGAUUGGUUCCUUCCUGGCCUCUGUUGGUUACUCCAGUAGGCUCUUUCAAGACAAGGAUUUCUGCUUGAAGAUAAUGCGAUGUUUUGAAAGCCCCUCGGCUGUGAUCAGAGCCAAAGGUUUUAUUGUGAUUUACCAGAUGGUGCAUGUUAACAGUGAGCUGCUGCUUAGCUGUUGUCAGGCCAGGCUCGUGAUGUAUAUUGAGAGAGACAGCAGACGCCAGACACCCAGAGCGCCUAAACCAGUCGAAGCCCAAGAUUACCUGACCCAGUGCCUUGAGCUGCUCAUAUCAGGAAUAGUCCAGCGCUUACCUUUAGUCAUGGAUGAAAUUUUGGAAUGCCUGGACCAGGUCGGAGGUCGCAAACAUCCCAGCACAGUCCAGAUUAAACAGAUUAAAUCCUCGCUACCUUUGAUCCCCAUAUUCAAUCACCUUGUGACUAGCCAGGUUUUCCGUGGAUUUAUAGUUAGCCCACAGUUCCUUACCCAAUAUGUCAAGCUGUUAGGUCAUGUUGUUAUGAUUGAGUCAGGGGAGACAAAUAUUGACUCAUCAUCUGCUACGAUAAGUGCAUCAGAAUUUGUGAGCUCAGCCCUGUCAGUUUUAGAAGGAAUCUCCCAGCAUCCAAACCUCCUGAUCCAGUACAAUGACAUCAUACUCAAAGACAUUCUUCCUCUGCUUACAUCACUUAUUGCCUGCCAAAAUGUGGACACCAAGGCCCAAGCCUUACAACUGUUUGGGGACAUGGCCUCAGUUUACCUGACACAGGACCAGUUUGGUAUAGAUGUCAAGGUCAACACAUCACAACUACACACAAUCAUACAGGAGAAACUUCUGCCCUUGUUCGAACCCAUACUUCUAGAUUUAGACCCACUACCAAGUUAUGCGCUAAAGCUGAUGCUAUCCUUCUUAGAACAUGACAGUCUAUUUAUAAAGCAGAUAGAGCAGCAGGGGCUAAUUAUUGUGAUUUUUCAAGUUUUAAUGGAUCACCAAAACAAUGUUCUUGGCCGAGUCAUGCAGGGUGUGGUGGCUGUCCUGAACUGUCUGGUCUGCCAUAAGGAGACAAAUAUGAGAGAACUUUAUGACCAAGGUCUGAUUGAUCACCUGACUAAUUUAUUCUUUGAGGUGUGGAACGCCGUGUGUGAGGGUGAAGAGGGUGGCAGAGAUGUGAAAACAGCAACAUCAAUGCUGCUGACUCUCUUAGACUCACUCAAUGCCAUCCUGCGUUACGUGUCUGAAGUUGUUCGCAGGGCUUUACAGGUGAAGAACAAAGGUGGAGAUGGUGCACACAAAGAGGCUGAGUUAGGGGAGCAGCUCCUGAUGAUCAACAAGUCUUUGACUGAUCUGACUUCACUACUCACUCAGCUGCUGUGCUAUGAAGAUAAUGAAAUUCAUGACCUGGCCUUAAAGUCUCUUUCGCUGUUGGUGCAGUUGUUUGGUGGUGAAAAUCGUGAUGCCAUGACAUCAGAAAAUAUGGAUUAUUACAGUAAAAUUCUCAAGUCAGCUGAGCCACGGAAGCAAAAGGUUUUACUAAGGGUUAUUAAAAGGAUACUAAGCACCAACAGCGUUCAUGUUGACUCAAUGAAAAAGCAUGGAGAUGUCCUGGCCAAAACAAUUCAGUCUUUGGCUAACACUGCCAGCUCCCAUGCUGAUAUAGCCUUGUCUACAGUUGCUGCGGAGAUACUCAAGAUGACAUCACAUCUUACCUGAUCAUGUGAAGCCUGGAAUAAAUUUACCUGUAGCUUUGUCAUUUCAAUUCUGUAUGACCUGUAUGAUGUUUGUGCAUUAUUUAUGUUAGAUGUCUCUGUAUGAUGAUUGUGCAUAAAUUACUUAAGAUGUAUGUUCGAAUCUUAAGUACAAAAGCAUAUGUAUUAUUUUUAACUGAUGAUGUCACAUAAAUAAAACUGUUGUUGGCACAUUUUUAUCACUUAAUGACAAAAAAUCUGUCCCGAUAUCUUAAUUUUGUUUUAAUUAAUAAUUCAUUCGUUUGUUCUCAUUUUGUAUAUAUGCUUUUAUUUAUUUAUUUUGAAAUGCUGAAUUUUAUCAUUUGAUAACUUACAAAUAUAAGUUAUGAAGACAUACUUAUUUAAGUUUAAACAUAAUUUAAUUGGGUAUUACAUAUUUUGUAAAGUUUAAUCUAAUUUUCAUUUUAUAAUGGUAAAUUUAAUUGUUCACCCUAUUUCUAAAUCUUAGAUAAUCUCAAUAUUUGUAUGCAGAUCUGUUAUGCUGGUAUUAGCUUAGUAUUUAAAAUUUUAUUUUAAUUUCAUAAAAUUUGUUUUUGUCAUGCAAUACUUAUGUAUUAGAUAUCAAACUUUUUAGUGUGUCAUUGUAAUUUAGCAUCAUUUAUUUAUCAAGUAAUCACAUCAUGCAGACACUGUGCUGAAUUAUUAACUCUAAAGUCAUGAGUUUGGCUUUUAUGCUAAAGUCCGUAGGACACCAUUGUACCUGAUGGGUACCUGACUUGACCAAGGAAAAAAAUAAAGGCAGCUGGGCAUAUGCCUACCACACAGUCCAUUCAUAAUCGUAUGCAGAGUUCAGAGAAAGAGGGACUCUUUUUCACCUACCCCAUUGGCUGUCUAGUCUGAAAUUUUCAUUUCAUCAUUAGACUCUUCACAUCAUCACACAUCUUAUUAUCAGACCCUCCUCAUCAUCACACAUCUAAUAGACCCUCCACAUCAUCACAUAUCUUAUUGUCAGACCCUCCACAUCAUCACACAUCUUAUUAUCUGACCCUCCACAUCAUCACAUAUCUUAUUAUCAGACCCUCCACAUCAUCACACAUCUAAUAGACCCUCCACAU